UUAAUGCUAAAAACCUCCCCGCCUUCAUCUCAAUUCUAGAGAGAGAGAGAAGAUAAGAUCCCAAUAUUUGGUAACAUAGAAGUAGAAUUGGAGGAUGAAGAUCCAGUGUAACGUAUGUGAGAUGGCGGAGGCGACGGUGCUUUGUUGCGCCGACGAGGCGGCGUUAUGUUCGACUUGUGACGAGAAGGUACACGCUGCCAAUAAGCUCGCCAGUAAGCAUCAGAGGGUUCAUCUUUCUACUUAUAAUUCUCAGAUGCCUAUGUGUGAUAUCUGUCAGGAAACAGUUGGCUACUUCUUUUGUCUGGAAGAUAGAGCUUUACUGUGCAGAAAAUGUGAUGUUGCCAUACAUACAGCCAAUACUUUAGUUUCAUCACACCAAAGGUUUCUGCUUACUGGAGUGAAAGUAGGGCUUGAAGCAGCUGAGCUUGGUGCAUCAACGUCUUCCAUGAAGUUACACUACACCAAAGAUAUUUCAGAUGCACCAAAAUCACCUUCACCUUCUAUAAGGAGUGUUUCAUUGUCUUCAACUGAUAAAUACAGCAAACCCGAGCCAGUCCAAGCUGCUGGAGCUGGCGAUUUCACCCCUCCUAGUUUGCCUUUUGCAGGAGGUUCUUCAGAGGAUGGUAUUCAACAAUGGGAGUUCGAUGAGUUUCUUGGGCUUACUGAUCUCAACCAGAACUACAACUAUAUAGACAAUAUCUCAUCCAAGGCCGAUAGCGGGAAGCUGGGAGACUCGGACUGUGAAGGGUUUGGGCAGGUUCCUGAUGCAUCUUGGGCGGUCCCGGAUAUCUGUUCCCCACCGACGGCAUCAGGACUCUACUUUCAUGAUCAUUAUCAUCAUCAUCACAGAUUAGAGACACCUGCAUUUGUUCCUGAUGUAUGCUACUCAGCCUUCCCAGAUCUAUAUCCUUCCCAACAAAGUACAAGUAGCCAAAAAAAGAGAAGGCAGUUCUAGCGACUUGUCCUUUUCAUGUGGUCCUCCAUCAUUGUACCAUCAUGUGCAUUUUUUUAAAUGGGUGUUUGCUAUUUAAACUGGUUAUCAUUUUAAACGGCCACCUACUGAAAGAAGUUUUAUAUUAUAACCAUCAUUUUAUUCUUUCUCAUAAAAUAGCCAAAAAACGGUAAGAAAACGCAACAAGACACUUUUUCUUGUAGUGGUGCGAAAUGUACACGGUGGGCCCACUUUUCAUCUGGGUAUGUCAGAAAACAUCAGAAACCGUAAGAAAAAGUAUCGUGUGGUGUUAUUUUGCGAUUUCUUGGCAAUUUUGUGAGAAAAAGUUUGGACGUGGUUAAAAAAUAGAACUUUUUUCUCAUGUGGUUAUUUAUGAUGAUAAGUAUAUUAAAACCCUUUUUGGGGUUAAAUAGGGGAUUGAAAAUGUAGAAAAGAAAGUUUGACGUUUGGAUAAUAGUAGGAAAGGGGUUCAAAUAACAUGUAAAAGGUGUUGGUUUAAAAUACCAAAGGUCAGUGAUAGUUGGUGUGAUGGUAGAUUGGUAGGUGUGCCAGUUGUGUGUGUUUGUAGCAUUAGUUCCAAUUUCCAAAAGAAGGGUGUGUGUGUGUGUGUCGUAUCUGCUUUUGUUUUAGCAUCUCGUGGGUCACAACUCGUACCUUUUGUUUUAAGUAUAACAUUGCGUGUUACCAA
Cynara cardunculus var. scolymus (artichoke) is the source of this 1640-nucleotide messenger RNA. RefSeq names its product B-box zinc finger protein 22-like. Gene Ontology annotation, molecular function: zinc ion binding. The transcript has 3 exons. Gene Ontology annotation, biological process: photomorphogenesis; regulation of DNA-templated transcription. Lineage: Eukaryota; Viridiplantae; Streptophyta; Magnoliopsida; Asterales; Asteraceae. The record is from RefSeq and is a predicted model, not a curated record. Gene Ontology annotation, cellular component: nucleus. Bases 95 to 955 code for a protein of 286 amino acids.